This is a messenger RNA of Corvus hawaiiensis (hawaiian crow), 4491 nucleotides long. RefSeq names its product Golgi integral membrane protein 4-like. Lineage: Eukaryota; Metazoa; Chordata; Aves; Passeriformes; Corvidae. Bases 2613 to 4070 code for a protein of 485 amino acids. Gene Ontology annotation, cellular component: Golgi membrane; Golgi apparatus. The transcript is spliced from 14 exons. The record is from RefSeq and is a predicted model, not a curated record.
UAGAUCACAGUGUUUAUAUGGGAGCUCUUCCCCGGCUAAAAUCAAACACAGGGGAUCUGUCGUGACCUCCGUGGAUACAUCCUACAGCCUGUAUUGCUGGGGCAUUCUGUGACUCAACGUUUAUGCCUUUUAGGGUUAAAUCCUCUCCCGGUGGUUCUGCGUGCAGUGCUGUGAUGCAAAUGGAGCAUCCCGCCGGGGCUGCUGGUGCCCGGGGCUGUGUGUUCCUGUCAGCAGAGUGCGGGAGGCUGGCUGUGUGUUCCACCCCACGAAACAAAACCCUGUCAGCCUUGGGGAUUGAUCUAAAGUGUGUUCAGCGCUAUUAUCUUAUGGUUUGGUUCCAUCUUUCCUCACUCCACGAGGCAAUCAAACACCUGCAGCUCAGUCCCAGCUCAAUUUCCACCUGCAUCCCGAGUUUGGGAUGUGCAGAGACGGGCAGGGCAGAAGUUAACCCACUUUCCUCUCUUUUGUGUCAGCAUCUCUGCUCCUUUUGGAGAGAGGGGCUGCUUCUCCAGAGAAUGACAGUGGUAGCCUCAGAGAACCCCAGUUUUGGGAACAACAGGCCAACAACUGAGCCAAGCUCAUGUUUUUUCCACCCAAAUAUGUGUCAAUGGCAGAGCUGCAGCCUGUUGCUGGGGUUUCUAACCCCCGUCAGUCCUCCCAAUCCUAAAUACAGUUGUUGCCAUGGCUACCCUUCUUUAUUUUGAGAAGACACUCACUUGUCCAACAAUUUUAACAAAGGCAAGGCUUCUUUUUGGGUUUGGCUGCCGGGAGAAGCCUGGCAAGUGGCGGAUGGGAGCGAUGCUCAUGGGAGUCUCGCAGUACAGAGGUGUCUGGCACACGGGGCCGUGGCUCUGGUGCUGUGUCUGCUCCCUGCAGGGCUCUGGGGACAAACCUGGGGCUCUGGGCUCUGUCCCUGCACUUGUUGCAUGACUUUAAUUCCUGUGUCUUCUUCUGCACCUGGUCCUGCCUUUUCAGCAGGGGAUUUCAUUGUUUUGGCAGCUCCUUUGGCAGCAGGUGACGGUGCUUUAGAGCCGAGUCCUGGCUGGAUUCCAGCCCGGAUUUAGACACUGACCACCCUCCAUUCUCUCUUGUAAAAGCAAAUUGUUAAAGAUUUCCUGGCUCCCUGGCCUCCGAACUGUGCGGUGCCAGUUUGGUCUUUUGAGUUGUUGCUGUGUCUCACCACAGAGAUGAGGAUAGAGUCAGAGAAUUUGGAUUAUCCUGAGCUGGAAGGGACCCACUGGGAUCAUCAAAGUCCAACUCCUGGCCCUGGACACCCCCAAGAGUUGAGACACUGCUGUGUGCAGUGCUGACUCCCUGCUCUGUGUAAAGCUGAACCCACUUGCUCUGGGCUCUGGGGACCUGCAGGAAUGGCAGGAGAGAUUAAAACUUUCUUUUCAAGUCAUUAGAGGUUGCUUCAGUUUAUCUGACUUUUAAAAACAGGGUCAGGGAGAGCCAGAUUUUGUGUUGUAAAAUCCUGAAUGAACAGCCAGUGAUCCGGAGCUGUCCCUGAAGCCUCCCCUGCUCCAGGUUGGCCUCGUCAGGAUCUGUGGCUGUGGGUGUUAGCACAGCCCAUUGCUACAGAUGCUUCCCAUUGGUGGUGGGAAGCUCCCAUCACAUCAAAGCCUUGCCCUCAGGAGCUCUGCUAGAUAAGAAUGCAAGAAAGUCAGAUGUGAGAAAGUCAGAAAGUGAGUGCCCAGGGCUCCCAAAUCCUCUGGGAAGUGGCUGAUGUUCUCAAGCUGACAAUUCCUUUGGACAAGGCUUUCUAGCAUGGAGUGGAGAAGCACACACGACCCACAGCGUGCUCAGCUGGGGAAGCCCUCAGGGUGACAUCUGAGCAGUCUGCUGGGAAAAGUGUUCCUAAAAAUAAAGCUGUCAUGGAGGAGACACUUGGACAGCUGCAGAGAUAUCCUUCCAGGUUGGAACCACUGCUGGAAUGCUUUGGACAAUAUCAAAGUCCGAGUGGAGUGGCCCAGCCCAGGGGAAGCAUCUUCAUCACUGGGAUGUUAACAAAGAUAAGGAAGGAGAUAGCCUGGCUCAGCCGUGGCACUGCCCCUUCCUGCCUCUUGAGGGAGGUCAGAAGGGACAGAGGAAUUUGCUGCUCCAGCAUGACCUGAGAGGGGCUGGCAGGCUCCACAGACCCACUUGGAGUGAGAGCAUGAGGCACCUGGGGCUCCUUCAAGAUUUCAGCAGGGAAUGGAUCAGCACUGGUUUCAUGCACGCAGACAUCUCCCCACUCGGUUCAUUUUCCUGGACACCGUGUGUUACAGCACGAUUUGCCCCCAAAGGUCUUGGCUCUGCUGGGAUCUGGGCUCUGGAAGGUUUCUUUCAUCACCUCUCCCUCUGAGUGCUGCCCAGUGCCAUCCUGGCCCACCUGAGGGAUGAGGAGCCUGUUGGAGCUGAGCGUGGUGGCACUCACACAUCGGAGCGGAUUCAAGCCACCAUCCAUCAGGAGGCUCCUCUGACACUUCCAUUUGUCAGUGGUGUACGAGCACAGGUCCCGGCUGGAGCGGUCCCUGCAGAAGGAGCGAGGCGAGCACAAGAAGACAAAGGAAGAUUUUUUAGUGUACAAGUUAGAAGCUCAGGAAGCUCUCAACAAGGAGAAGCAAGACUCCAUGAACAGAUAUGGGGCCCUCAGUUCCCAGCACAAGAUCCUGAAGAACCAGCACGACGAUGUCAAGAAGCAGCUGCUGGACCUGCAGCUGCAGCACAACAGCCUGAAACUGGAACACCGCAAGAGCCUGGAGACCCACAGCCAGAAAUUUGCCCAGCUGCAGCAGGAGAAGGACAGCGAGGUCACCAACCUGCAGGACACGGUGUUUAAACUCAGAGAAGAGAGCAAGCUCCUCAGGAAGGCCCACCAGGAGGUUCACACCCAGCUCCUCAAUGCCCAGGCCCAGAUGGAAGAGUUCAGGCAGCUCAAGGAAGCUCUCCAGAAGAUGCCAGGCUUGAGAGGAGGAGGAGGAGGAGGAGGAGGAGGAGGUGGGAAGGGGCAGCAGCCCCUGUUGCCAGCCAGCAGCCAGCUGCAGCCGGGGAGGCAGAAGGCUUUCCAGGCCAUCCAGGAGAACCGUCCGGCCGGGAACGCGCUGCCCUCCGCGGCGCCCGGCGCUCAGCAGCCGGCGGGGCAGGGAUCCCACAGCCACGACGGCCCCAGGCCACAGCCACAGGUGCCCUUCACCCAGCCAGCCCCAGCACACGAUGCCAACUCGCUGCCAGAGGCCGUGCCAGCCUGGCCAGCGCGGCACGGGGACGGCCACGUGGUCAGGUUCACCCGCACCAUGAACAGCCUGCCCAACGGGAACCCAGACGUGAAGAUGGUGAUGCGCAUCCAGGUGCGAAGCCACGAGGAGAGCCAGGCUCCUGGGCUGUCCCUGGCCGACCCAAGACAGCCCUCUCCAGCAGAAAAACCUCCUAUGCUGGACAGCCACCACUCAGCAGGGAACAGACAGGUGCAAAUGCAAAGCUGGAAGGACCUCGUUAGCAAGGUGAACGCCCAGAUGGAUGAGGAACAAGCCCAUGGGUACCCCAAGAACCUUCACUUUGCCCCCAAGGCCGGACAGGAGGUGCAGAGGGGCAGCCCCCAGCCCCCCAGCCCGAGGAGAGGGCCAGAGCAGGGGGUAGAGAAGGAGAGAGCGGAUGAGGAGGAGCUGGAAAUGGAUGCAGGAGUGAUCGAGAGGGAGGAGAACGAGCACUCACAGAAAGAGGCUGUUGUCCAGGAGCCCAUGAUGCCAGAUGAUGCUGCAGAUCCUGCCCAGGACCCCAAUAACCAAGGUGAGGAUGAGUUUGAGGAGGCUGAGCUGGAGAGACCCGACUUUGAGGAGAAGGUGGGAGGCUCGGAGAAGUUCAAGGAGCCCAGCAUCAAAGAAGAGUCCAAGGAGAAGCCACCAAAGGAUGCUGGCAGACCUGCCAAGCCCAGGGAAGACCCAUUGGACGACUACCAAGAAGAUCAGGAGCAAGAAAUUGAGGAUCAUGGAGGUGAGGUGGAUGACAACGAUGACCUGGAGCUUGUCCAAGAGCGGAGGGACCGUGUGGGAAUGCAGGGAGCUGGUGGCAAGAAGGAUGGCUACUUCUGAAAGCUGCUGAAGGAAAACGGGGUACUGCAGGAACGAGGGGAUGGGAACUCCUCCUGGGAACUGGCUCCUGUAUUAAACACUGCCCAGAACAAAGGCAGGAGGAGGAAACUGUCUGCAGGCCCUUGCAGGGGGUUUGCAGACCAGAAUUCCAUCUCGGUGUGGGGCCGCCGCUGCCUCCCCGGGCGAUUGGGAGCGCUCUCAGACUGGGAAUGAUCUUAUCCUGCUGCUUUUCUUGGAAGCACUUUUUGAUUUACUGUGUUCUCCACCCUCUUGUUUUCACAUCCCCUUUCAAAGCUGGAGAGGGUUUCUUUGGUGGGUUUUGGGGGGUGUCUUUCACCCCCCUGGGUAGGGGAGGGGUGCCUGAGCUGGUCCCUGGACUCACUCGACUGAUCUCUAAUACAAAAGAAUCUGUCUUCAUAAA